ACCGUGUUGUUAUGAAUCACAUUUGCGAGCUUGGUUUGACAGGCGCCAUAUUUAAAUUAGUUUGAUCGAUUAUCUGGUUUUGGAAAGGGGUUUUACUUUAUCGAGAUAUAUUGAUACCUCUCAAAACAUGAAUAACUUACCUAAAUUAAGUGAUUUAAAAUUGAGUGAAGAAAAAAUGCGCAAACAAGCGAAAAAAAUACUGCGCCAGAAAAAUUUAGAAAUCUUGAAAAGACCAACGCAUUUGUUUAUGCAUGAAAAGAGCCUAUCAAAGAUACCAGUUCCUAAGAACCCUGGUCACAUCCUCUACGCCUAUUAUCACAACAAUCUGUUGACGAAAAUCGAAAAUCUCGAACAUUUGUAUAAUGUCACCCAUUUACACUUACAAUGGAACAAAAUAACAAAAAUGGAGGGUUUUGACUCUUUGCAUUGCCUCAAAAAACUGUACUUAGGCAACAAUAAAAUCAGUGUGGUAGAAAACUUGGAAGGUCUAAAGUAUUUGGAAGAGUUGCAUAUUGAAAAACAAAACGUUGACUGUCCUGAUGCGUUGUGUUUCGAUCCACGAACCCUCAUAUACAUUGGUUCCUCUCUCAGAAUAAUCAACGUAUCAGAGAAUAAACUAACGGAUAUGGCGUGGGCGAAGCCUCUGAGACGAUUGGAGGUGCUUAUAGCCAAGAAGAACAUGUUGCAUGAUUAUCAGGCUACUGCAGAUGAUCUAUGCACAUUAGUAAGCUUAGUGGACCUUAAUUUCAUUGGGAACCCGAUGACAAAGAAACAUCGAUAUAAAGAGACCAUCAUAGCAAGGUGUUCACAGCUACGAAUUCUAGACACAAUUGCCAUCCACAACACAUCGAAGACGUUCAUGCAGAACUUCGACAAAGUGGUACGUUUACGUCAACUGCACGAGAAGAACAAGAUUGAACCGACUCGGAAGGGAGUGGACGAGUUCUUUGACCUGAACAUGCUGCCAGGACCGAGGGCCCAGAGUGCUCUGUCGAUUUACGAGUUCACUAACCAGAAGCCUAAAGUUACUGCUUUCGACUCGACGUAUACGUUUGCGCCGCGAGCGUUUUGGCGGACUCGGCCAGCGCCGACUGUGAGCGAGGCUAUUGCGGAAAUAAUUCCAGAUAAACAAGUAACAGUAGCUAUCACUCCUAAUGGACUGGCUGACGGUAUCACUAAGAAUGACCAGGGGGAGGAGGUGUUUGUUCUGCCGUACGAGACCACUAUGACCAUGUCGGAGUUCUUGGAUUGCUUGCAAGAGAAAAAAGAGAACUUUAUACCAUACAUCCAGAAACAGAACUCCAACUUGACUUCAGAAUUCCCCGAGCUGAUACAGGAUGUGUACACGGAGAUCCCGUUUGCGAGUGAAGCCUUCAACAAAACCCCUGAUGCUGUCAACUUCUGGAUGGGCGAUGAGAGGGCUGUCACCUCUAUGCACAAAGAUCCCUACGAGAACAUAUACUGCGUGAUAGACGGAUUCAAAGAGUUUAUACUAAUACCACCAACGGACUUACCAUUUGUACCAUACAAGACUUUCUCCCAGGCUGAGUUCAAGUUUGAUACGAGCGUUAACAAGUGGAAUAUUAUACAGAACUUCCCUACGGAUAAGGCGAAGCAGACGGACACCGAGCUGGAUGUAGCCAAUGAUGUGGAUUUGGAACCGUCUUAUAAGCUACCCUGGAUUUGUGUUGACCCCCUGGCCCCAAAUUACACAAAGCAUCCUGAAUUCAAGAAGGCCCAUAAAUACACAGUCCGUCUCCAAAAAGGCGACUGCUUGUAUCUCCCUAGUCUAUGGUUCCACCACGUCACGCAGAGCCACGGCUGCAUAGCUGUCAACUAUUGGUACGACAUGGAGUUUGACGUCAAAUACUGCUAUUUCAAAAUGUUGGAGAAAUUGUGCGGGAAAUAUUAGUAUUGCCAUAUUGAAUAACACCAUGAAAGCAGGCAAAGAUAGGGUUGCAAUGACUAAAAAGUGAUAAACUGAUAAGCUAAUCGUUAGAUUUACCAAACUUUUGAAUUAGGACUUUGUAAAAACCUUGCAUUAUUAUAAAUUUUCCAACAGCAUAAAACAAUGUAAAUAACCACAUUUUAUUAUAUUAAACACGAUAGUAAGCUGGUAAUAUUUUUCGACUAAAUGUCCUUGUACUUACAUCAACAAAAAACAGCGCAUUGGUUUUGCCAACUUAAGGUAAACUUCACAAUUUAUAUUAAUAUUAUAACUGUACUAAAUGUACAACUAGCAAUAGUAACUACCUAAAAUAAAUUGUUAUUAUUUAUUAAGUUACCGAAAUUUGUAACACCAAAUAAUUUAUAAAUAAGAGUUGUUAAUAAAAGCCUUUGAGACGG
Molecule: messenger RNA, 2346 nt
Organism: Trichoplusia ni (cabbage looper)
Lineage: Eukaryota; Metazoa; Arthropoda; Insecta; Lepidoptera; Noctuidae
Gene: JMJD7
Exons: 10
Coding region: 128-1912 (594 amino acids)
Molecular function (GO): 2-oxoglutarate-dependent dioxygenase activity; protein binding
Source: RefSeq, a predicted model, not a curated record